This is a messenger RNA of Vavraia culicis subsp. floridensis, 567 nucleotides long. RefSeq lists its product as uncharacterized. The record is from RefSeq and is a predicted model, not a curated record. The coding region runs from base 1 to 270 and encodes 89 amino acids. The transcript has a single exon. NCBI's taxonomy places the organism in Eukaryota, Fungi, Microsporidia, Pleistophoridae.
AUGGCCAAAGAUAUUACCCUCAAAAUAGACAAACAGUUGGAUGUUUUAAAAGAUCAAGUGAAAGACAACAUCAAGACGGAGGAAAAGCGCGGCGCAGAUCUUGGAAAUCUGGAAAAAAGAUCCAGUAAUUUAAUGAAAACCUCGAUAGCAUUCAAGAAACAAGCGGAAAAAACCAAAUAUCAGAUGAUGUGGGAGCUGUAUAAAUGGUAUAUGAUUGCUGGUAUAUUGGUUUUAAUUUUGCUGCUGCCAAUCAUAAAAAUCUUCAUUUGAUGGACAUUCCAUCAUGUUGAACAUCGAAUGUGCAGGACAAAAACUUGAACUUGGAAGUUGCAGUAUUUUAGUGCAAAUAUGUUUUAUACGAUAUGACGCCUUCGUAUGUAGCAGGAACAAUGUUUUUUAUCUGUUUAUAAAGCUAUAUCAAGACUGGAUGUAAAGUCUAAGCAUCUCCUCGCUCAAUAAACCCUGAAAAAAAAGUCAUACCGAUCAUACGAAACUUUCUUUUUUGCCUAAAGGCAACUUUUGUUCAUUAAAAGCGGUUUAUUUGUCACCUCACAAUAUACUUUGAAC